Drosophila teissieri is the source of this 1678-nucleotide messenger RNA. RefSeq lists its product as uncharacterized. Gene Ontology annotation, molecular function: zinc ion binding; nucleic acid binding. Lineage: Eukaryota; Metazoa; Arthropoda; Insecta; Diptera; Drosophilidae. The transcript is spliced from 2 exons. Bases 249 to 1277 code for a protein of 342 amino acids. The record is from RefSeq and is a predicted model, not a curated record.
UAAAUAAAAUUCGUAUCGAGCUGUUCUUGUCUUCGUUUCUUUUUGAUCGCGGUUCGCUGAGUUCCGUUAUGCGAGUUUAACGGAUUUUGCUCUGUUCUACAUAGCCUCGGUUCGACGAUGCGUUAGAGUGAGACAAAUGCUUGUCCUGUGGUGAGUUCGGACCAGCAUGUAUCAAGCGAGAUGGAGCGAUGUUGAAAUGUACACGAGGCACUUAUGUUUGAAAACUCUGAGAAAGCAGACGCGUGAAUAUGUCGCAACCGAGGAAGUGUACGACUCGCGGGCGGAUCGCGGCAACAGAGGACCCCGAAACAGUUAACUUCCCGACAUCAGAAGUGGGAUCGCCUCAGCCCCAAGCCAUCACUAAUGAUCGCCUGUCCACAAUUUUGGAAAUGCAGCAUCGUAAUCUAUUGGAAAUUGUGAAUGCCGUGAGGGGCUCGCAGACUACACAAGUAGUUGUACUACCCAAGUUCAACCCUGAGUCCGCCGGUUCAAGUGCAGCCACUUGGUGCUCUACAGUGGACCUUAUUGUAGGAGAAAAUCCUCUGGAUGGCAGUGCUUUGCUCAUGGCCUUAACCAAAUCAUUGGAGGGCAGUGCUUCUAAUUGGCUGUCACAAAUUUGUUUCGCCGGAAUGACUUGGAGCCAAUUCCAAGAAAUGUUCCUUCAGCAGUAUGAAGGCAAUGAGACGCCAGCAGCAACAGUCUUUAAUGUAUUAAACGGGCGGCCAAACGACGGCGAAUGUCUUGCGCUGUAUGGUAGCCGAUUAAUAACAACACUUAUGGCAAAAUGGAAGUCUAUGACCGCAGAAGAAAUUGCAGUGUCUGUUGCCCUGGCACAUGCUGCAAAUAUAGAUGGUAGGCUGCAACGCACUGUGUUCACAACUACUGUCAAAACACGCAACGAGUUGCAGAACGAGCUAAGAGCGUUUUCGUAUGGCAAGAGGAAGGACCAUCCCGUUCCAGAAAAUUCUACCAGCAAAAGAGCUCGCCUACACCCAAAUGUUAAGUGCCACUUUUGUGGAAAAAUUGGCCACAAGAUAGCUGACUGCCGCUCCGUGAAAAACAACUUAAAGAAUCAACAAGGAUCUAGUUCGAGUAUUGGGCGCUUAUCUGACUCUAAACCUGGGUCAAUUACUUGCUAUAGAUGUGGAAACCAGGGGCAUAUAGCGUCAGCUUGCCCUGCAAGACAAUCGUUGUCAAACCAAACUAAAGCCGACGAGAAGCGUGUCAACGUGUGUCACGUAGUCGAGCCAAUUGGGACAUUGAUAUCAUCGGAUUAAGCUUGUUUAAUUUUGAAACUUAUGUUACACACGAGGACGUGUGCUGGUCAGGAAGGCCGUGUCGCAUCAUUAUUAGUCUUAUUUUUAUUUUCUAUGUUCCAUCUCUAAUAAACAUGUCACCUCUAAUAAAUAAAAUUCGUAUCGAGCUGUUCUUGUCUUCGUUUCUUUUUGAUCGCGGUUCGCUGAGUUCCGUUAUGCGAGUUUAACGGAUUUUGCUCUGUUCUACAUAGCCUCGGUUCGACGAUGCGUUAGAGUGAGACAAAUGCUUGUCCUGUGGUGAGUUCGGACCAGCAUGUAUCAAGCGAGAUGGAGCGAUGUUGAAAUGUACACGAGGCACUUAUGUUUGAAAACUCUGAGAAAGCAGACGCGUGAAUAUGUCGCAACCGAGGAAGUGUACGACU